Molecule: messenger RNA, 4888 nt
Organism: Drosophila montana
Lineage: Eukaryota; Metazoa; Arthropoda; Insecta; Diptera; Drosophilidae
Gene: Dis3l2
Product: Dis3 like 3'-5' exoribonuclease 2
Exons: 4
Coding region: 148-4038 (1296 amino acids)
Biological process (GO): miRNA catabolic process; mRNA catabolic process
Cellular component (GO): P-body
Molecular function (GO): RNA binding; 3'-5'-RNA exonuclease activity
Source: RefSeq, a predicted model, not a curated record
ACGUGCGCCACCCUAUGCGGUGGGCGGGCCACUUUACUCAAUCGAAUGUGUUUGUUGUCAUAGCAUAUGAAAUACGCUGCAAGAUAAACAAAAACAAGUAUUUUUUAACAAAACCGUUUUGGUGCAGCAACAAUAACUGUUUUAAACAUGUCAAAAACGUCGAGCGUAGGGAGCUUAGAAAGUGCUGUAACGGGUCCACCGCUGCAACCAUCGAUACGCAAAAUGCCACAUGAUACUGAAACGGAUUAUCCCAAUGCCAUUGAGCUAUUGCGCCAACGUUCGCAGCGUCUGGCGACGCGCCUGCAGCAAACGCAAAAGGAGAUGUCGGGCAAAUUGCCGUCAACCACGGACUAUCCCAUCAUCGAGCAGAAGGCCAAUCAAUUUAUGCGCAACUAUGUCUCGCAGUCGCAGUUGCAGUUGCAGUCGCUGCCGCAGCAGCGUUCAAUGCCAGUGCUAAAUGCUGCUGCCACAGCAUCUGCCACCGCCACUGCCACGGUCAGCGCCACUGUCCAACAUCGUCAGCAGCAACAUCAGCAGCAGCAGCAGCACCAUUUGCCUGCCGCCGCUUUAUCCAUGCCGAUGCCCAUGGCAUCAUAUCCAUACCCCAUGCAAUCUUUUAUGCCGGUUCACAUGCAGCUGCAGUUUGCCGCCCAGCUGAAUGCAACAACAGCUGCCGCGGCGCCGCCUCAACAGCAGCAGCCGCAUCUGCAGCAGCAGCAGCAUCUGCAGCAACAGCAGCAUAUGCAACAACAGCAGCUGCAACAGCAGCAGCAUCUGCAGCAACAGCAGCUGCAACAACAACAGCAGCAGCAGCAACAGCAGCAGCCGCCGCAGCAGGAGCUGAAGAAGAAACGGAAGUCACGGCAAACCCUUAACGGCGAGGUGGAUGCCCUCAAGGAUCUGGUCUAUAAGCUGAUAACUGUCAACCCGGAUGUGCGAGCCUAUGCCCAGCAGCUCAUCAAGCAGAGCGAGGUGCUUGGCCAGUUGGAGUGGCUGAAUCUGGCCAAUGUCUGCAGGCCGCCAAGACCUUAUGUAAAUCCUGCACUGCGAGCGCUUACCACCGCGUCCGGCAUGCCGCCGGUGCCGCAGCACGGCCGCAUUGAUGGCGGCAUGGAUCCGUCGGGUCACCCGCAGCAGCAGCAGCAGCUGCCGCCUACACUCUCCGGCAUAAUGCGCGCUCCCAGACAGGCCCAGCCACAACAGCCGCCGGCUCAGGGCCAGCCCAUGACGCAAAAGCGUGUCGGCGAGAUUCUGCGCACACGCCGCGACUCCGAUCUGUCCAGCACCAGCACCAGCAGCAGCAGUGCAGCCACAGCAACCACACUGCAGCAGCAGCAGCAGGAGAGCUCUGGCGGGCAAUCGCCGCGCAGGCGUAAUCGCAACCGCAAGAAGCGCAACGACAAGAACACGCCCCGUUCCCUGAAGACCGAGCUGGAGGCAAUGCGUCAAUAUAUCAACAAGAUUGUCCAGCAGCAUGUAGGCGCCGAGCAACUGGUGCCAGCGGAUCUGAACUUCAAGGGCGAUUUUGGGGACUUGGAGUCGCACGCCAGGCGCCUGGUACAGGCUGGUUACGGACGCAUUGUCGAGGAGGAGAUACGCGUGAAUCGCAAGAACAAUCGCCAGGCCUUUAUCACCAUGUCCGCGGAUCGCGAGGCACUGGAGCGAGAUGGCAUCGUUCUGUUGCCAGUGGCACGACGUUACGCUUUCGAGGGCGACACCGUGCGCGCCUUUGUCUUGAAUGUGGGCGCCGUCGUUACCAAGGCAAUGGAUUCCGCAGCCGGCGGCAUUAUUGGCGGCAAGGCCUCACUCUCUCUGGGUGAGGAUGAGGAGCUCUCGGAGGAGACAGAAUCGCAGGACUCGGAUGAUGACAAUGUGGCCGUGAUAGCCUCGGACAACUGCCCCAAAGCGUUUGUCAUUGCCAUUGUGAAGCAAACGGAACUGCGACAAAUUGUGGGCAACAUAUCAUUUACGAAUCCCACCAAGCUCUGCGACGAGGAGCUCUUUUACAAAUUUCGACCAUUCGAUUUACGCAUGCCCAUGGUGUACAUACCGCAGUCCAGCUGCGCGGUACACAUCGGCAACAAGCAGCCGGACGAGGUGUGCGGUCUGCUCUAUCUGGCGCACAUACUCGAAACGGAUUGCAAUGGCCAUUGCAUUGCGGAGCUGGUGCAGCCCGUUGGCCGUGUGGGCAAUCUGGAUGAUGAACUGAAGGCCAUACUCUUCCAUAACAGUCUGCGGGAUGUGGUGCCCUUCGAGGAGCGCUUCAACGAGAUGUACGCACAAUCAGCGCCGCCUGUAACUGCCAAGGAUCUGGUGAAUCGUCGGGAUAUGCGCAAGAGCUGUAUCUUCACGAUUGAUCCCCUGACGGCGCGCGAUCUGGACGAUGCGCUCUCCAUUGAGCAGCUGGGCGAGAAUGUGUUCGAGGUCGGUGUGCACAUCUCGGAUGUGUCGCACUAUUUGCUGGAGAACAGCGAGCUGGACAACAUUGUUAAGGAGCGCUCGACAUCAAUUUAUUUGGCCAACGAAGUGAUUCACAUGCUGCCGCAGACGCUCUGCUUCCGGUGCUCACUGCUGCCGGGAGAGGAUAAGUUUUCGUUCUCCGUUUUCUGGCGUAUGGACGGCGAUGGCAAUCAGCUGGACAAGCCCCAAUUUACGCGCUCCAUCAUGAAUUCGUGCACACAGUUUGCCUACGAGCAUGCCCAGAAGAUAAUUGACAAUCCGCGCGAGCGUUUUACCGACGUCGACUUUCCCAACAUCCUGAACGGAUUCACGGUCAACGAUAUCACGAAGCGUGUCAACUGGCUGCAUGGCAUUGCGUGCAACAUGCGCGGCAAACGUUUCGACAAUGGCGCCCUGACCAUUAACAAUGCCAAGGUGCGCUUCAGCCUCGAUCCGCUGACCGGCGAGCCAAUGGGCUUUGAGGUGGAGAAGCAACGCGAGGCGAAUCACAUGAUUGAGGAGUUCAUGCUGCUGGCCAAUCAAGCGGUGGCAAAGUUCAUACACGAUGCCUUUCCCAAAAUUGCUGUGCUGCGCAAUCAUCCGCCGCCGCUGACCAAAUCCCUGAAAUCGUUGCGUGAGAAGCUGCUCUCCCAGGGCUUCGACCUGGACUAUAGCUCCUCGAAGGCCCUGCAGGCCAGCAUGCAGCGGUUGUGCAGCGAGGCCGCCGAUCCCAUUGCCAUGUCCGCCUGCCUGAGUCAGCUGCUGAUGAAGCCCAUGGCGCGCGCCACUUACUUCUGCAGCGAUGGCAAGACGGAACCGUCGGAUCUCUGGCAUUACGCCCUAUCCAUACCCAUCUAUACGCACUUCACCAGUCCCAUUCGACGUUAUCCGGAUGUUAUGGUGCAUCGUCUGCUCGCCGCCGGCUUGAACUACUGCGCCGCACCGGAGCGCAGUCCGGAUGAACUGCAUCAUCUGACCAAAGUGGCCAACGAGCGUAAAUAUAAUGCCAAACAGGCGGGCGAUGAUUCCAGCAAUUUGUUCUUCAAGCGAUAUGUGAGCAAUCGGCAGGUGAUUUACAUGCGAGCCGUUGUCAUGGAGAUCUUCCAGCACAUGAUGAAUGUGGUUACCCUGGAGUCGGGUCAUGUCAUUGCCAUUAACUAUAAGAUGCAACGUGUCCUCAUCGAUACGCACAAUGCACCCAAUUUUAUACUGGUCGCCGAGCGCAACAUGAAGCAGACGCCAUAUAAGCUGCAGUUGCUGUCCGUGGUGCCCAUACGGCUGAUUAUAUGGGAUGGCAAGUUAACGGGAUUUUUGCUGACUGCGGAUCAGCGCCAGAAGGGGCCCAGCAUGGAGCAUCCGGGCGUAGUGGUGCGAAAGGACAACAAAAAACAGCAGCAGCAACAACAACAGCAGCAGCUGCAGCAGACGACAGCAAAAACUAAAUCGCCCAAAAAUGUACACUUAAAAAAUGCUCAACAACAGCAGCAGCCACUGGAUCAACAGCAGCGCCUGCGUCGACAGCAGCAGCAUCAGCUACAACAACAGCAACAACAACAGCAGCAGCAGCGUAUGUUUGCCUUGCGCAAGAGCAGUUCGUAAGCUCAAUGAGAACAAAACAAAAAAUCAAAAAUAUAAAACAGCAACUACACCCGAUUAUGAACAGCAGGCGGGCAGGAGCCCACAAAAGACCGCAUUUACACGUGCAGGCAUUUUCUAUUUUCUUUUUUUUACGUUGCUGCGCGUUUUCAGCUCAAUUUCAAACACAACGAAUCGAGUAUAAAUUGCCCGCAACUUGUGCACUAAAUGAAUUAUCGAUAAUUGACCAAGUUGCAACUUUGAUGUCGAUUUGAUAUCGAAAAAAAAAAAAAGCGAAAAAUCGAAAAAAAAAAAAAAAAAAUUAGCAACUUCUUUGGUCCAUAUAUUUAAAUUUUGAAAAUAUAUUUAUAUUUGAGUCUAAAUUUACAGUUGACAAAAACAAACUACCAACAAAGCACAAAAAAUCCGACCUUGCAUUUUAAGAAAGCAAAAAGAAACGCCAUUUAAUAUACCCCAUCUUGAACCGGACCGGGCUGUUAAUGGAGUAUGUUAACUAACACUUUUUGUUGCACUUUUAACGAAAAGUUACUUGUUGUUGUUAUUCGUUGCACAGUGUUGCAUGUUAUUUGCAGCACAACAGCUAGAUGAUAUUAUGAAUAUUGUGGCGACACCUUGCGAAAAUUGAAAGAACUUAGUGAUGCUCGCAAAUAAAAGGAAUUCAAAUUUAUUUAACAGCAAAUUCCUUCAGCUAACAGUGAAUGCAGGCCGUUUGCGUAUAAUAGUAGACUUGAUUGAAUACGAAUUAAUUAUGCAAGCCAAAGAAAACUCGUUCAAAAUUACCACUGUAAGAAAGUUUUUCAUUAAAUUUUUAUAUUAUAAAAAUUAAAAUAAAAUAUCACGCUCGAAACGAUAA